GAGGGGGGGUUUGCGGCGUCCCCUUUAAGAGCGUGUUUUCUCCCCCUCCGGCAUAAUUAAUGACGUUGAGCUGUAAACACGACUGACGCUCAGCUGCGUGGCCGAAGCAUCUCAGACCCAAGAAUACCUCCAAGCUUUCUGUCUUUAUUUUGACAGGACCAUUAACGAAAAAACAAGCUGCGGUUCACUUCGACUCGCAUAUGCAAUCUCCAAAACCAAGACGGUGCUGCCUCUCCCCUGUGAAGUGCAAUGGCUAGAAAAUCGGACAUUCCCUCCUCUUACUAUGGUGAGCCACGCAAUUUUGACCCAACCUUCAGAGGACCUGUUCAUAACAGGAGCUGCACUGAUGUGGUGUGCUGUGUUAUCUUCGUCAUUGUCAUCCUUGGCUACAUCGCUCUGGGUACUGUGGCCUGGAUCCAUGGCGACCCCAGGAAGGUGGUCUAUCCCACCGACAGCCAUGGCCAGUUCUGUGGCCAGCAGGGGACCCCCAAUGCAAACAAAGCCAUAUUAUUCUACUUCAACAUAUUGCAAUGUGCCAAUCCUGCAGUUUUAAUUAACCUCCAGUGCCCUACAACCCAGCUCUGUGUCUCCAAGUGCCCCGACAGAUUUGCCACAUACCUGGACAUGCAGUACAACUACAGGUACAACAAAAGCUACUGGGAAUAUUACAAGCAAUUCUGCAAACCGGGCUUCGACAAUCCCAAAAAGCCAGUUGCACAAGUCUUACGUGAUGAAGACUGCCCAUCCAUGAUUGUGCCAAGCAGACCUUUCCUCCAACGGUGCUUCCCUGAUUUCAUAACAAGGAACGGGACUUUAACUGUAGCCAAUCAGACCAACUUCAAAGAUGGUGUAGGUAAAACCAGGAGUGUCAUCGAUCUCAGAGAUGCAGCCAACCAGGUAACCGCCAUGCAGCAAGGAGUGGAAAGUGGUAUCACCAGUCUGCUGGAUGCCAAGGAAGUUGGCAUGAAGAUCUUUGAAGAUUAUGCCAGUUCCUGGUACUGGAUCCUGAUUGGCCUGGUGAUAACCAUGGUGGUCAGUCUGCUCUUUAUCCUGCUGCUCCGCUUCACCGCUGGCGUGCUGCUGUGGCUCAUUAUCUUCGGUGUCAUCACUGCAGUGGGCUACGGUAUCUGGCACUGCUACUGGGAGUUCAGCACACUGAGGGGGAAGCCAGAUGCUGAUGUCACCAUCUCCGAUAUCGGUUUCCAGACAGACUUCAGGGUUUACCUCCAGCUCAGCCAGACCUGGCUGGUCUUCAUGAUUUCGCUGUCUGUAAUUGAGGCCAUCAUUGUGAUUAUGCUGAUAUUCCUGAGGAGGAGGGUGCGCAUCGCUAUUGCUUUACUGAAGGAGGGAAGCAAGGCCAUCGGCUACAUCAUGUCCACUCUCUUCUACCCGAUCAUAACCUUCUUCCUCCUGGCCAUCUGCAUAGCCUACUGGGCUGUCACAGCAGUCUUCUUGGCAUCAUCUGGUGAAGCCGUCUACAAGGUCAUGUCUACACAGCCAAACUGCAUGUAUGCCAACUUCACAUGCAAUCCAGAGACCUUCAGCCAGACCAACGUCACCAAAGUGUGCCCCGGUUCUCAGUGCACAUUCGCCUUCUACGGCGGGGAAAGUCUGUACCACCGCUACAUUUUUGUCCUCCAAUUGUGCAACCUGCUCGUGUUCCUGUGGCUGGUCAACUUCACUAUUGCCCUGGGCCAGUGCACCCUUGCCGGGGCCUUCGCCUCCUACUACUGGGCCCUGAAGAAGCCCAACGACAUCCCAGCCUGCCCCCUCUUCUCCUCAUUUAGCAGAGCCAUACGGUAUCACACAGGUUCCCUGGCCUUUGGUUCCCUAAUCCUCGCUGUGGUGCAGAUGUUCCGAAUCGUUCUCGAGUACCUGGACCACAAACUCAAAGGUGCUCACAAUGCAUUUGCUCGAUUCCUGCUCUGUUGCCUCAAAUGCUGCUUCUGGUGCCUGGAGCAUUUCAUCAAGUUCAUGAACAGGAAUGCCUACAUCAUGAUAGCAAUAUAUGGGAAGAACUUCUGCACCUCAGCAAAGGACGCUUUCUUUCUCUUGAUGAGAAAUGUUGUUAGGGUGGCUGUCCUAGACAAGGUGACAGACUUUCUGCUCUUCUUGGGAAAACUGCUUAUUUCAGGGAGUGUCGGUGUUCUUGCAUUUUUCUUCUUCACACGUAAGAUACCCGUUAUUCAAGAGGAGGUGCCAUCCCUGAAUUACUACUGGGUUCCCCUUCUGACGGUGAUAUUUGGAUCCUACCUGGUGGCACAUGGUUUUUUUAACGUCUAUGCCAUGUGUGUGGACACGUUGUUCCUUUGCUUCUUGGUGGAUCUGGAGACAAACACCGGCUCAGCUGCCAGGCCCUACUACAUGAGCAGCACCUUGAGGAGCAUUCUCAACAAGAAGAACAGCAAGAGGAAGAGGAGGAGGUAGAGACGUGAAGACAGCUGAGGGAGGAGACGGACAGAGGAGAAUUUGCCAAAGUGUGGUACGAGCCUGUGCAGCUGUAAGCACUUGCCAAAUAUAACAAGCCUUAAUAUUUCUAAUAAUAGCCAUACAGCAUAUUGGUGGCCAAAUUGUAUAUUAAAAUCUGUAAGGACUUUCUUGGCUCACCCACACGUUCACAGUUUCUUAAUGUUAAAUUAGCCUGAUUGAAAGCAUACUAUACAUUCCUUAAUGUAACAUAUUAAUCUUUUGUUUAGGAUAUUAUAUCAAUACCACAACAAAAUUGUUAUUCCCUUCAGGGUUAUUACAGAAAUAUUAUACAAGGGGAAGAAAAACUAUCCAAAAAUACAGUAAGAUUUACUAUUAACCCACUGUUCACUACAUACAGAAACACUAUCCUGUAAACCCCUAUUGGUUUAUUAUAAGUUCAUCAUGUAAUUAUAGUAAACCAGCAGACUUUUUUUGUACUGACUCUCUUGUAGUUGCCAGACUGUGCCACUUGGUGGUGCCAGUCAUCAUGUACUGUUGUCAAGACAUGAAUGCACUGCAGAGUGAAUGAGUUUUUCCAUGAAAUGGUUAAACAGUUGUUCAUGUGUAUAUUGUGCGAUUACCGCUCUUGACCUCACAUUGUCUCACAUUGAGAAACCUAUUUGCCACAGUGUCCACUGUUAUAACUUCACAUUUACCUGCUGAAGGCUUAACAGCACUGCAAUUAAAGUGCUUUACUCUGCAAUGCCUGUAGGUUAGAAAUGCCACAUUGGCUGUCUAGUUGCAUCUUUCAAAGUCAGUUUACACUUUAAGAUGUUAUUUUGAAUUGAUUUUGGAACUCGUAAAGAGAUAAAGGGAUAAAGGGAUAAUCAGUGGUCAGUGAUGGAGGUCAGUCCUUAAAUGUUCAUUGUGUAUUCCAAAUGUAAAGCAGAGAGGUAAUUUCCUUUUCGGGAGUCCCAAGAGUCUUUUGAUUAGUGGGAAUGUCCUGUAGCAGGAAGGUCACAGCAGUCAGUGUCUUCAGCCGCGUGUCCUGAAUCAGGACACUGAACCCCAAACCUGCCUCAGUGCUGCUGCUGCCUUGCUCUGAACACUCUGCUGAAACAUGUACAGUGUGUUUUACUCAGGGGUCAAUGCAAAGAACCCAGGUCCAAAUUACACCGUGUGUCCCAAGAGUUCAACUUGUAUUGACUGCAAAGCAUAUGGCCAGAAUUAAAGGGAUACUGUCAAUCGGCUGGUCCCUCUUCACAUUGCUUGGUUUGGUAGGACUUAUCAACCAAAACUAUUUCGCUGAUCAGUCAAAUUCAGUGAUUUUUUAAAUAGUCUGUAUUGGAUUAGUUGUUUACUAUGUAAACACAACUGCAGUAUCAGAACAAUUUUAACAGAUAUGUAGCUAAAGGUCCGUUUCCAUCCUUGUAUUAGCAGUGAGCAAAUCAUGCGGGAGAAGCAAGUCUCUAAGUUGGACUGUUAAAUUUGAUGCUCAGUUAAUUGCUGAAAUGUGCUGACUUAUCAAGCUAGAUUUUUUUUUCCCCUGAGGUUUUCCUGAUACAGAGACAGCAUUCAGGAAACACUUGGAGAGUUUUGUUCCAUAAUGAGAUACACACCAUUUGGAGGGUGGAAAAAAUAACACCUAUCCUGCUAAAUGAUUUAUAGCCCAAAAACCACAAUAAAUGAUGGUACUUCUUAAAUGGAUAAUUGGCAACUUAAAUCUAAAUCAAAAUGCCAACAGGUUUAUAGUCAGGAUCCUUAUGAUUUUAGAGAGACAGAACUUCAUGUCAUUUUUUUCCUCUCCAGAAUCGGUGUGUAACAUUUGGAAUGAGCUCUUCACAAGCUCACUGUAUCUACUGGUCAAAGACAAAAGACUCAUGUUUGGCUCCCUUGUGCCAGCGAAGUCUUUGUCCCAUGUUAGUCAAACCUGACAAAGUACACGCUGGGUGCCAGGCUAGCUCAGAGUGACAUCACUGCUGGGUUUACACACCAUCUGCCCCCAAUUACAGCCGGACACGCUCAAACAUGCUCCGGCUGGUACACCUUCACCGCUCAAUAAAAGCAAAGCUACUUCGCAUGUUGUGUGCAGAAAUUUGAAAAGAGACAAAUGAUGCAUGCACUGCAAUGACAUAAUGCAUGUAACAUGUUUUUAUUCCUGUUUUAGCUAAACAUUUCUUAGGACUCCCAUUUCGACAUGUAGAGUUUUGUAACUUUGUAUGCAUGCAGUUCAGCUUAGAAUUAUUUUCAUUCCCAUGAGGCUGAAUACCUAAGAUCUGAUAAGUGAAGUAAAAACAGUGUUUUUAUAUGCCUCCCCUCCCUCCCAUGUCUGGAAAAUAGAUUCUUUUGGUCAACCACAGUCAGCAAGUAGACACAAGUAAAACCUCUCGCUUGGGUUAGAAUAUGCGUCUGUUUCCUUACCACAACUGCUUAAAAGUCAAACACUAAGAUGCAAUGCACUGAUCUGUUGGCAGACACAAAAAGGGCUGAUACUCUAAACAGUCUUCGGUGUAGUGUGUUGUUCCUUCUCAAGGCGGAUUCCUUUGUGCACAAAACCGUUCUCGGUGAUAACUGUGAAUGGUUUUUCCAUGUUUACUCACACAGCACAAGCUACAUGUAUUUCAUAACAUUGAGGAUGUGUUGUCUGUGCUGUGAUUCAAAUAUGAAUCUUUUUGUCGAACUUGUUUUUCUUAAUAAAUGGUUGUAUUUCUA
This is a messenger RNA of Myripristis murdjan (pinecone soldierfish), 5121 nucleotides long. It is a transcript of the gene slc44a5b, whose product is annotated as solute carrier family 44 member 5b. Gene Ontology annotation, biological process: transmembrane transport. Bases 250 to 2427 code for a protein of 725 amino acids. The record is from RefSeq and is a predicted model, not a curated record. The transcript is spliced from 23 exons. Gene Ontology annotation, molecular function: transmembrane transporter activity. Lineage: Eukaryota; Metazoa; Chordata; Actinopteri; Holocentriformes; Holocentridae. Gene Ontology annotation, cellular component: membrane.